CAGUUAUCGCAUCGGAUCGUUCAGUUUUCGGCCAGCUUGUAAAGCUACUGUGAUCGGUUUGUUGAAUGUAAUCUAAAAGAAGAAAAAUGUGUUUUAUCCCGCCAUUUUCGUAAAAUUUGUUUUGUUACUUAGCUUUGUGUUGCAAUGAUUUGUGAGUGAAGUGCAGUGUUUUCCUAGUGAAUGCUCUGCUAUUGUGCAAUGAUGUAUUUCUAUGAUCGAAGAUAACAGUACAGGUUAUGUUUUCCAGCAGCUGAUUUUUUCAAUCGGGCUCCUGCUCGAGCCUUUCUGUCAUCCUUUUUGAAGCUAUAUCUUCCGGUUUCUAACUUUCCAGGAUGAGCUCGGCGGAGCCGACUUCGGACAGCGGUGGCCAGGGGGGCAACGGGAGGAGGAGGAGGAGGACGAGGACUUGGAUGACCUGGUGCAUGCCAUCAACUACAACACCAUCACCAGCUUGGCGGCGCUGAGGGACAUCCUGGGCAAGGACAGUCGCACCAGCGCCGAUGACACCAACUGGUUCCAGCACUACUUCCUGCACCACGUCAACCGGCUGCCGUCGCGGAGUCAGUACGCCGGGCGCCGGCUGUCCGAGUGUCCCGAGGAGGACGAGACCAAGGCUGAUGCCGACGCUGUCUCGUCCGCCUCCAAGAAACCCGCCGAUGAGUCAGGUUCGUCGAGCUCGGAAGACGCCUCUACUCCACCCCCGCAGCCACCCUCACAGCCAACCACCCCCAAGCGCACCGCCUCCAUCACCCCCGACACCCCUCCCACCAGCCCCCGCACCCUCAGCCGCGGCACCUCGCCCCACCUCGACAAGCGCUUCUUCGACACGUCGCUCGUCGAAAUGAAGUCGCAGGCCUCCUCCAGCUCCACCAUCGACUAUGACUCCAACGACGAGGUCUGGGUGCGCCGCACCGACGCCGACAUUGCUCGUCGCAAAAGGGAAUUGGGUUCUCAACCUCUACCCACAUCUGCACCUGAAGAACCCAACAUGGCUGAACGGGAGGAAUCAUACAGACCUCGGGCUGGUACGUGGAGCAUCUCGCAGAGUCGACACCACCAGCAGCCACCACCGCCGACAAAGCAGGACAGUCGCGAGAAGGAGAAGGAACGCGCCAAAGAGAAGCGACGUGGGUCGGGCGACGACGUACUAGCCAACUCACCGCGACGCCACACGCCCACUCCGACUGGCUCGACCUCGUCGUCCAACUCGGGCGGCAGCACGCUACUCGACGCCUUCCGACCGCGGUCCAAGUCGGAUGCGUCGCGGUCGCAUCGCAAGCCCACCACGCUCAUUGCUCAGAUGAAAAACGCUGUACAAAACUCACUAAUGUCACCUUCAUCUGGUAGUCACCGCAAUAGCAGCGACCACCACCACCACCACGGAUCGGACGCGGCAAGCGGGGGCGGGAGUGGAGGGGGCGGCAGACCCAGGGCCGGCUCAGACAGCUCCUCGUCGGGAAGCACCGCGUCGCGGGGUCCCGUCUCCAAAGUCAUUGAUCUCUUCCGGCAUCGGUCACACUCUGCUGUAUCAGCCGAGGAUAAACGAAAAGCGCGGGCAGCAGCUCUCCAUAACCAACAAGUUGCAGCACAUAGUGCUCUGCUGAGGAGGAGUUCGCUCGACCCGGACCGACGCCGUCUGUCUCUGGGCACAGUCACCGCCCCCCACCGCUCCUCUGACGCCUUCCUCGACCCCCAUCAUGCUGCCAUCCUCUUCCGUGAUUCCCGAGGACUUCCUGUGGCAGAUCCCUUCCUGGAGAAAGUCAAUAUUUCAGAUCUCGAGGAAGAUGAGAGUCAAAUUUUUGUCAAGUUCUUCAAGUUCCAUAAGUGCUACGACCUGAUUCCCACAAGUGCGAAGCUGGUGGUCUUCGACACACAACUGCUCGUCAAGAAAGCAUUCUUUGCGCUCGUCUACAAUGGUGUGAGAGCUGCUCCUCUUUGGGACAGUCAACAGCAGAGGUUCGUCGGCAUGCUGACUAUCACCGACUUCAUCAAAAUAUUACAGAUGUAUUACACAUCUCCAUCCGUAACAAUGGAGGAGUUAGAAGAACAUAAAUUAGAUACGUGGAGAAAUGUUUUGAAAGGUCAAUCAAAGGAUUUAGUGAGUAUCUCGCCAGAUGCUUCGCUUUACGAUGCCAUAAAGACGCUCAUCCACAACCGAAUUCACAGGCUGCCAGUGAUAGAUCAAGAGACGGGCAACGUGCUAUACAUUCUCACUCACAAACGGAUACUUAGGUUCCUUUUCCUAUAUAUUAACGACCUACCAAAGCCAAGUUAUAUGAACAAGACGCUCAGUGAGCUUAGAAUAGGCUCAUUCGAGAACAUAGAGACUGCGACACCAGAUACCUCAAUUAUUCUGGCCUUGAAAAAAUUCGUGGAAAGGAGAGUUUCUGCAUUACCGAUGGUUGACCCAGAAGGCAGGCUAGUCGAUAUUUUCGCCAAAUUCGAUGUUAUUAACUUGGCAGCUGAGAAGACUUACAACAACCUAGAUGUGUCAUUGCAAAAGGCGAAUGAGCACAGGAACGAAUGGUUCGAAGGCGUCCAAAAGUGCAGCAUGGAUGACACGCUCUUCGCCGUCAUGGAGAAAAUAGUCAGAGCUGAGGUGCAUCGACUUGUCAUAACUGAUGAGGAUGACAAAGUGUGUGGUAUCCUGUCAUUGUCAGAUCUACUCAUGUACCUUGUGCUGAGGCCGUGUGGUGAAGACAUAAAUGUAGCGCCGAAAACACCGGUCGCUGAACCGGAAUCGGUGGCCGAGGAGGAGGAGGAGGAGGAAGAGGAGGUUGCCGAGCCUGUCUCAGUGGAGGCGGAAGCGGAGGCGGACGGGGAUGUGAUCCCCGAGGAGGAGGGCGCCGCCACCAGUGGCAGUGAUCAGGAGGCUGAGGGGGGCGGUGAGUCACCCCCACAGCAGUCGUCCCCCCUACCCAGCCCCCACCUGGUCGCCCCUCCCGAGAACACCUGGCGAGAGGUCACUGUGUCUGGUGGGGAGUAAACCUCAACCUCAACAAAUUAUAUAUUAUCAUAACCAAUUAAUCGAUGUACUGCUUGUUGGCAAUUCAUACUCUAGAUCAAAACUGUACUUGAUGUCUACAGCUUAACAAGUCAAAAAUGUAUGUGUAUCAUCGAUUGCUUUCUGUCUCCUAUCAUUAUCCAUCAUUUACCACCUACAGUUCUUAAUCACAAUACUAUCUUAGCAUUGCUAUAAUUAGUUGAUGAUGAAAUCAAUUGAUGAAUUCACUCAAGUAACUGUGUAAUAUAAAUUAUUAUUGUAAUAUUUGUCAACCAUUCGCUAAUCUAGUAUUGCAAUUCUUGUAAGAUUUUUUUCGUCCCUGUGUAAUAAUAAUGUAUGUUCUUAGUGUAUUUCAUAAUAGUUGAUUGUUGAUUUGUACAUUUUAAUUGUGAUUUGAGUCUUAUGUCAGUUGAGUAUCAUACCAUUUAGUUUGAAAUACUUGUAUACUUUCGAUGUGGUGAAUGUAUCUUCCAAUGAGAGAAUUCUGUGAAUGUUCAUAAGUCUCUCAAAAAUGUGAAACGCUAACUUUCUCGAAAUUAUAAGAAUGUGUAAUCUGAUUCAAAAAGAAUUGAUGAGCUCAUGGGUAUGAGCUUUAUUUUGUGUCUAUAUUUUAACUUGUUAGUAGCCUAUAUGUAAUAGUCAUGCCUUAGUUCGCCAAUCGUAAUAUUGUCCAUUGAAAUCGGUUUAUGUGAUAAUUUUCAAUAUUCUAUAGUAAUCAAUAUUUCAAACAUUCUUUAAUAGUUUUCCUCCUCCUAAUCUCAUGGUAGUUGAAACUAUAUUAGGAAUACAAACUUAUUUAAAACCCCUUAAAUAAUAUUAAUUUAUGAAUUAUAAUUAACAUUCAACAUUAUUCACAAGCAACACAUUUUUUUAUAAGAUGGAUUGGAAUAUUUGUUCAUUUAUCUUAUGGCUAUAUUAAUUGGUAGAUUACCAAAGGUUUUCAUAUUUUAUGGUUUUGGAUCUAAGAAACGUAUAUUGAUAUUUUUUAUAAGAGUUUUGCCUCAUUUCCUUUUUUACAAAAUUGAGGCUAACUUUUUUGCAAAACAUUCAACUGUUUCAAAAUCAAAUCAAAUUUCUAUGAAUCGACAAGAGAGUUCUUGAAAGGGAAGUAUUCAAAAUUGGAUCAGUGCAAUAAGGAACAUUAUUUUUUCAAACAUUCUUCACUAUACAAAAGUGCUACACACAGGACGUAGACAUUCAACACGUAUCCAUGUAUUAUUUCAUGAUAUAUGGAGGAAAGCUGUGGAAAACCAAAAUACACUUGAAGCUUCAGGAAUACACCUGAGCUCAAGAUAUGGCUAGCUUUAAUAGCCUAAUGAUCUUCUGUGUUAAGCUCACAAAAGCUCCAAGUCUAUUCGGCUAUGAAGUAGCAAACAAUCUAUCUUCAGUGAAAACCUUUCAAAUCCUUUCUCAUUCUGAAACGUAAUUGAAUAUUGGCCGUGUCUACUUUGCGUACGUUCUACGUUCUACAUGCUCAAAUUAUACAAGGAACCAAAUAAUGCUGAAAAUAAUACAAUUAUGAAAGGUUCAACAAUCUACGGCAAGCGCUCCUUGUCUAGAAACCGGAAAGAAAGUGUUUGAAAUGUUUAUUGUUUCCAUGUUGGAAUGAUUACUCGUAUAUUAUUUUAAUCCCUGAUGUAUUGCAUACAACUGUUGCAAGUUCAGUUUCAUGUUGUAAAAAUUCAUUUUUAUCACUAAUGUACUCCAUUGAAUACUUUCACCCAAACUAUUCUUUAUUUAUGUUGCUGAAGUCGAUAACAUUUAUUUUCAAGUUCAAUUGCUACAAUUAUAAUGUAUUGAUAAGGUACUGACUGUACAAUGAAAUUUGCGCCAGCCAGGCCCAAUAACUUCCAAUUCAAAUAAACAAUCGUUUUCAGAAUGGAAUAACUAGUUCCCUUCUAUUCUUUUCAUAUUUCAAGUAGACAUAUGAAAAUGAAUCAAAUAACGAUAGUAAAUGUCAAAGAUAUAAUAUUAUUAUAUGUCUUUGAUGGUAGAUCCAUACUCGAAUUUAUGUUGUUUUAUAAUUAAAAAAAAAAGUUUUUAUUUCAGUUCAAGUAUCUUCUGAUUGUAGGUAGGCCUAAACCGUGUACUGUUGAAGCCUUGUGCACACUACUACCACUUGCGGUAGUGGCAAGUUUAGACUUCGUCGGGGAAAAAUAGGUUGCGAGACUAAUGUGUGCAAACCGAUACGGCACGGUUUUUAAUAGCUGGGAGCAUAAACGUUUUCGUGAAAUGCAUCGAGUCAAUGCUCUUGCCGAGUAGUUCAAUAGAUCAUCGCGACUCAACAUACCGAUUACUGACAGGCAACGGUCACCAGUAACAUAACCUAAAAGAAAAAAUGUUUAUUGAUGAUUGAAAUGUGAACGGGUAUUUUAGAAGGUUGGGCUUUUCCUUCUAAAUGGCAAUAUAUUUUUUUUUAAUCAAAAAUAAUUUAUUCCGCACAACAUAAUAUUAUUACAAAACAUUUUACCAUCUAAAAAUACAAAAAAAUACUAAUGAAAAUUAUAUGUUUUGCCUUAGAUGACAAAAACAUAAAGCGAAAUAAAUAUGAGCACACCUAGGCAUAAGCCCUAUUGGAGUGCACUUCUCUUAAAAUAGAAUAAAUUUAAAGACUAGAUUAGUAGGACCGCUACGCUCUACACAAGAAAUAAACUUUAUUUAUGUAAAAAUUAAUAAUUAUAAAUUUACUAGUGUUACGGUCUUCAUAAUGCGUAUUUACAAGUAAUCUAUUAUAACAAUUUUAAUGUUAUUGAAUGAAUUUCCAUUGAUUUAUAUAUUGGUACUAUUCGAAAUUUUUCAAAUUGUGUAAACACAAAUCACACGCUUAUUAGCUCCACGAUACACUUAGUCGCCUUUACUGUAACCUUCACAGAAAUCGGAACAGAUCCAACGAUCACGUUACCUGCACAUGCGGAUUACGAUGCUUUUUCAGGUACAGAUAUUUUUGUAGUAGUUUGUCUUCAAUACUGCUACAUAUAUUAUUUGUGAGAACAUUUUGCUUAUUUGCUAUGUCACCCCACAAUGUCCAAUCGGUUGACAAAGAAGAAGCUCUGCUAUGAUUGAGCAGAAUGAGAAGAUGAAGGAAAACGAAGGCCGAGGUGCAUGUGGUGCAUGUUUACCUGCCGGCCGGGUUGGUCUAGUGGUAAGGAGCGUUACAAACUUUGGUCUUCUAGCACCGUCUAGUUAGUUCGUUCGAAUCCCGCCGAUGGGGCAUAGACGUUUGAUCAUCUCAUCAAUUCACCAACGCACUUGUCAUUACUCAUGCAUAAACAGAAAAUCUCAUCAUCCGCAAAAACAGCUAUUCAGACAAUGGUAAUACCUCCCCACUUCCUAAAACCGAUGUCGCUAAACCCCCCCUCUCAAAUAUAUCUAAAAUGCUAUUACCAAUUCCCAGUCCCAUAUUGAACUCUGCUGACGUGCUGCCCUUUAAGAUUUGUUUUUGAACCAUCCCCCCGCCCCAUGAUUCCAAUGAUUGAAUGACGCAGUCCUGUCUCCGCCCUCUCCCCCCGUGGGCACCACAAGUAUGGAGACAGAUUUCGAUUUCGAGAAUAUCACACUCUCAUGCUACAAUUGAGUUAAGAUAGCAAGCAUACACCUGUAUGACAGACAAGACUGUAGUUACGGUAGUUACUAUUCCAGCCGCAAAAUGACCUGCAAUAUGCAGCGUUUGGUACGAGAUGCCGCAGCCGGAAUGGUCCCACAUUCGGCAGUCCCGUCUAGUUGUAAAUAACAUCAUAAUCAUGUCAUGUGUUUCGCUGCCCUAACGGAAAGCUUUAAUGAUUUUCUGUCGUCAUUAUGGGACUCGCAGUAGUGUGCACAAGGAUACAGGUUCCACGGAAAACAGCAUGUAUUUUAGGGUGAACCAGAUGGUGCAGCAACAAAUAGGAAUAACAAAUAAAUGUGUAGUUCAUUAUAAUAGAGGUAAUAGAGCAGUGUACUUCUCCCGAUGAAUAGCGUUAGCAAGUAAAAGUUUUGUUCAAUGCGUUCUUGAUAUAGCAAUUACAGUUUUCUAUUAAUGAAAAAUUAAUUUUAUAAAAAUAUUCAAAUAAUUAAAUUAUCAAAAUAAUCCAUACAUUAUCAUUAUUAGUGAAAGAAUUGUAGUUAUAGGCUAGCUAAGUGAAUUACUCACAAUAAUGUUACCUUUUUUCCUUUAAAAAUCAAAACCACUCCAGAGAAGUCUAUUUUUCGACGUUCAGAUGAACAUAUUUCUAUAGGAAUAAUUUAAGAAGAUGUAAUUUACCAAUUCGUAGAAAUUUUAUUUGUUUAUGCAUCCUGUAAUUCCUAAAUUUUGUCUACACAAUCUUUUUAAUAAAUCAAUAAUAAUCAAUAAUGUUUGAUUCUAACAAAUUCCAUAAUUUUCCUAUAAAUAAAAAUGAAAUAUUACUGUUAGAAAUUCCAUAAUCUCCAUUAUUGGCAGAGGAAUGGCUUGCGGCUUAAAAUAAAUUUUUCACAUUUAUCAACUUACAAUAACUGAACGGUAGAGUGACCGUUGGGGCUAAUGUGAUGAGAUAUGAAUGGUAUGCUGAACAAAUAUUAUGUAUUUCAUAACGCAGCAUGAUGUUUAACAUUUUUGAAGGUAUGCUUUAAAAUUAUAAAAAGUAAUUGUGAUAAUAGCUUUUUGUAUUAGUUUAGGAGUGUAGUUUUGAAAUUUUUACUCAAUUAAUUUCUUAGAUAUAUUAAUCUAUAAGCUAGAGCUUAGAUGUGAUAUUGAUAAUACAUCAUCUAACUGAUAGAAAACAUUUUUGUAAAUAACAAAUAUCAUAAUUUAAAUGAUUUGAUAACGUUUGAAAAAUGAAUCAGAUGACAAUAUAAUGGUAAUAGGAUACUUUGAAAGAGAUUAAGUUGAUUACUCAUGUGAAUUAAUGAGCAAGUAGUAGUGUGCUCAAAGAAUAAUUAAUCAUUACGUUUACCUGUAGAUUUUAUAAAGAUUUAUUGUUAUGAAUUCAAGUUUUUAAUCCAAUUCCAAUAACUUUCUACAUGUCUUAAUAUUCUUGAUUUUCUAUUUUUCAUUUGUCAUAAAAUGAUGCGCUCCAUUGCUCUCACUCUGUACCGAUAAGGCCUCAUGGGUAAUACUUCAACUUUAAGUUGGCAAGAAUGUGCUCCUGCUCCACUCAUCUAUCUAUGUAGACCUAUCAAUGCUCAACAUCCAAUUCUGUAAAUAAGCUUGUAUAUUCAAUUCAUUGAAAUUGUUCAUAUAGGUUGUGAAAUUCUGUUAAAAAUGUAAUAUCCACAUUUCUGCAUGGCAAUUCACAUUAGUAUCACAAUACUAAAUGAAUCUGUGGAAUUAUAGUGAUAAUAAUUAAGAGUGGUACCGAUGUUGAUGCUUGCUAAUCAAUAUAAGGUUGCAGUACUUAGGACUAUUACCUCGUAACGUUUUUAUAUUCAGAUUUUCGUUCUAUAACAUUCAUCUGCCACUUCAUUGGCUGAUGUAAAGAUAAAACUUGAAAUUGAUAUUUUUUUACAUGAGCUCAAUACGAUUGCUGAAAAUAAUUCCGUUACUACAUCAAUGGCUGUUUUAAAAAUUAUACAUAUCGUCAGCCUUUUAUACAAAGAUGUGUCUCUGAAACUUAUAACCCGAGGCGAACGUUUUCUACAUUAAUAUUGUAGUCAAUCACUGACUUCAUUAGUCCUCCAUGGUCAACUGGAAUAAGAAUUUGAAUUUUUCUCAUUAAUAUCAUUUAAUUCUUCAAUCGAGAUCAUAAAGUACAAGUUAAGGUAUUUGUUAUAUUUAUAUAUACUAUAAAUAAUCAUUAUAUUUAUCGAUAAUGGACGAAUACGUCCAGAUCAAUUUGUGUGAAACCUGUUCAAUGGCUAGUACCUAAAUAUUAUUGUUAAGCUAAAUGGAAAGUGGGAAGAAAGCCUAAAACACUUAGUUUCUUGAUGUGUAUCUAUUGUAGAUCAGUUGAUGUUCUGUAAUAUUUUUCUUUAACAAUUUAGAAAUAUUAAACUAAGUAUUGUUAGUGGAUCUCAGUGUACUUUAAUAUACUAUGCAACUUAAUGACUUGGAGUGUGCUGCUUGUGCAGAUGUGAAGUGAUGAAUUGAUUUCAUGUGGUUCGUAAUGAUCUACUUGAAUGGGAAUAUUGUUUACUCUCAUUUCUAUAUUAGUUGUUAUUGUUAAUUAUUAUUACUGAUAAGUUGGUAGGUGUAGAAUACUACGAAUAUUUUUACCGUUAUUGUAUAAUAUUAAAAGUAGAUUUUUUCUUAUAGGAAUAUAUAUAUAAAUGUUAAGUAAUUUAUACAGUUAUGUAAAUAUACUUUAUUAUAAUAUGAUUGAUAAUUCGUUUCAUUGUAAUGAUAAGAGAACUUACUCGGUGCAGUGUUAUCUCGUUCAGCAGCAGUGCUGUUUAGAUAGAAUUUUCAACGUUGUUUGAAAUAAAAUAAAUUUGCAUAAAAUCAG
Molecule: messenger RNA, 9402 nt
Organism: Nilaparvata lugens (brown planthopper)
Lineage: Eukaryota; Metazoa; Arthropoda; Insecta; Hemiptera; Delphacidae
Product: 5'-AMP-activated protein kinase subunit gamma-1
Exons: 15
Coding region: 842-2986 (714 amino acids)
Source: RefSeq, a predicted model, not a curated record